Messenger RNA from Orycteropus afer afer, 2289 nucleotides. RefSeq names its product ribosomal protein S6 kinase A4 (gene RPS6KA4). Gene Ontology annotation, molecular function: magnesium ion binding; protein serine/threonine kinase activity; ATP binding. Gene Ontology annotation, biological process: intracellular signal transduction; regulation of DNA-templated transcription; protein phosphorylation. The transcript is spliced from 17 exons. The coding region runs from base 1 to 2289 and encodes 762 amino acids. NCBI's taxonomy places the organism in Eukaryota, Metazoa, Chordata, Mammalia, Tubulidentata, Orycteropodidae. The record is from RefSeq and is a predicted model, not a curated record.
AUGGGAGACGAAGAGGAGGACGAGGGCUGUGCAGUGGAGCUGCGGAUCACAGAAGCCAACCUGACCGGGCAUGAGGAGAAGGUGAGCGUGGACAACUUCGAGCUGCUCAAGGUGCUGGGCACGGGAGCCUACGGGAAGGUGUUCCUGGUGCGGAAGGCGGGCGGGCACGACGCGGGGAAGCUGUAUGCCAUGAAAGUGCUGCGCAAGGCGGCGCUGGUGCAGCGCGCCAAGACACAGGAGCACACGCGCACCGAGCGCUCCGUGCUGGAGUUGGUGCGCCAGGCGCCCUUCCUGGUCACGCUACACUAUGCCUUCCAGACUGACGCCAAGCUGCACCUCAUCCUGGAUUAUGUGAGCGGCGGGGAGAUGUUCACCCACCUUUAUCAACGCCAGCACUUCAAGGAGGCUGAGGUGCGCGUGUACGGGGGCGAGAUUGUGUUGGCCCUAGAACAUCUGCACAAGCUGGGCAUUAUUUACCGAGACCUGAAGCUGGAGAAUGUUUUGCUGGACUCUGAAGGCCACGUUGUCCUCACAGACUUUGGGCUGAGCAAGGAGUUCCUGACGGAAGAGAAAGAGCGGACCUUCUCCUUCUGUGGCACUAUCGAAUACAUGGCCCCCGAGAUCAUCCGCGGCAAGUCGGGCCACGGCAAGGCCGUGGACUGGUGGAGCCUGGGUAUCCUGCUGUUUGAGCUGCUGACGGGGGCCUCACCCUUCACGCUGGAGGGUGAGAGGAACACGCAGGCUGAGGUGUCCCGACGGAUCCUGAGGCGCUCCCCCCCCUUCCCUCCCCGGAUUGGGCCUGUGGCACAGGACCUGCUGCGGCGGCUGCUUUGCAAGGACCCCAAGAAGCGGCUGGGCGCAGGGCCUCAGGGGGCGCAGGAAGUUAAGAGCCACCCCUUCUUCCAGGGCCUGGAUUGGGCUGCUCUGGCUGCCAGGAAGAUUCCGGCCCCAUUCCAGCCCCAGAUCCGCUCCGAGCUGGAUGUGGGCAACUUUGCGGAGGAAUUCACCCGGCUGGAGCCUGUCUACUCGCCCUCUGGCAGCCCCCCACCUGGGGACCCUCGCGUCUUCCAGGGAUACUCCUUCGUGGCCCCAUCCAUCCUGUUUGACUGCAACAACGCUGUGAUGACUGAUGUGUUGGAAGCACCAGGUGCUGGAGACCGGCCAGGCCGUGCCGCCGUUGCCAGGAGCGCCAUGAUGCAGGACUCGCCCUUCUUCCAGCAGUACGAGCUGGACCUGCGGGAGCCCGCGCUGGGCCAGGGUAGCUUCUCCGUGUGCCGCCGUUGUCGCCAACGCCAGAGCGGCCAGGAGCUGGAGGCAAACACGCAGCGCGAAGUGACCGCCUUGCGGCUGUGCCAGUCACACCCCAAUGUGGUGAAGCUGCACGAGGUGCAUCAGGACCAGCUGCACACGUACCUGGUCCUGGAGCUGCUGCGGGGCGGGGAGUUGCUGGAGCACAUCCGUAAGAAGCGGCACUUCAGCGAAUCGGAGGCGAGCCAGAUCCUGCGCAGCCUCGUGUCGGCCGUGAGCUUCAUGCACGAGGAGGCGGGCGUGGUGCACCGAGACCUCAAGCCGGAGAACAUCCUAUACGCCGACGAGACGUUGGAGGCCCCGGUGAAGAUCAUUGACUUCGGCUUCGCGCGGCUUCGGCCGCAGAGCCCCACGGGGCCCAUGCAAACGCCCUGCUUCACGCUGCAGUACGCGGCCCCCGAGCUGCUGGCGCAGCAGGGCUAUGAUGAGUCCUGCGACCUCUGGAGCCUCGGGGUCAUUCUGUAUAUGAUGCUGUCGGGGCAGGUCCCCUUCCAGGGGGCCUCAGGCCAGGGCGGGCAGAGCCAGGCGGCAGAGAUCAUGUGCAAGAUUCGCGAGGGCCGCUUCUCCCUGGACGGGGAGGCCUGGCAGGGCGUGUCCGAGGAAGCCAAGGAGCUGGUUCGAGGGCUUCUGACCGUGGACCCCGCCAAGCGGCUGAAGCUCCAGGGGCUACGGACCAGCUCGUGGCUGCAGGACGGCAGCGCGCGCUCCUCGCCCCCACUGCGGACCCCCGACGUGCUCGAGUCCUCUGGGCCGGCCGUGCGCUCCGGCCUUAACGCCACCUUCCUGGCGUUCAACCGCGGCAAGCGCGAGGGCUUCUUCCUGAAGAGCGUGGAGAACGCGCCCCUGGCCAAGCGGCGCAAGCAGAAGUUGCGCAGCGCGGCCGCCUCCCGCCGCGGCUCCCCUGCGCCCGCCGCCCCGGGGAGGGCCUCCGCCUCCAAGGCGCCGCCCCGCCGCGCCAACGGCCCCCUGCCCCCCUCCUAG